This is a messenger RNA of Trichosurus vulpecula (common brushtail), 957 nucleotides long. It is a transcript of the gene NPPC, whose product is annotated as natriuretic peptide C. The record is from RefSeq and is a predicted model, not a curated record. The transcript has 3 exons. Gene Ontology annotation, molecular function: hormone activity; hormone receptor binding. Gene Ontology annotation, biological process: receptor guanylyl cyclase signaling pathway; cGMP biosynthetic process. Bases 184 to 576 code for a protein of 130 amino acids. NCBI's taxonomy places the organism in Eukaryota, Metazoa, Chordata, Mammalia, Diprotodontia, Phalangeridae. Gene Ontology annotation, cellular component: extracellular region.
GCCCCCGCGGCACUCUGACUCCACUGCAACGCGGCGCUGGGCAGCUCAGUCCCUUCGCUCUCCGCCCGCCGCGCUGCGCUCAGCUGCGAGCGCCCGCCACCAACUCGGAGUCCGGCUCGCCACCCUUCUCUGCAGCCUUUGCAUUUCCGAACCCCUGCGUGGGGCCCACGAUCCCCCAGCACCAUGCACGUCUCCCAACUGCUGGCCUGGACGCUGCUUCUGACGCUCCUCUCCCUUCGCCCCGAGGCCAAGCCAGCCGCACCGCAGAAGCCCCCGAAGACCCCGCCUGGAGAGGAGGUGGCGGGGCUCCCGGCCGCAGCUGGUGGGGACAAGAAGGGAGACAAGGCGCCGGGGGGCGGUGGCGGCGGCGGCGGCGGGGCCAAUGCCAAGGGCUCCAACGCGCGGCUACUUCGCGACCUGCGCGUGGACACCCGCUCGAGGGCGGCUUGGGCGCGCCUACUGCAUGACUACCCCAACGCGCGCAAGUUCCGAGGCGUCAACAAGAAGGGCUUGUCCAAGGGUUGCUUCGGCCUCAAGCUGGACCGGAUCGGUUCCAUGAGCGGCCUGGGAUGCUAAGGCGGCGACCCCUGGCGGCGGACCAGGCAGCCACUGGCACAGCUUGCUACAAGCAUCCUCGGUCACCCACCCCAAAACAUCUGGAAACACCAACAGUUGUGGCUUUGACAUUUCUUUGGGGUUUUGUUUCUGGUAUGGGGAGAUACCACCAGCUGUUUGGUUAUUGAUUGGGGAGGGGCGUUCUUAUUGUCGUUGGGUUGCUGUUGUUUUUCUCGAAAUUAAAAAUAAAAAUUAUAUAUUAUAUAUUAUAUAUAUUAUAUACAUGAAACACCCUCUACCCUGACCCCCACUUUAUGGAGACACGAAGACAAGAAACAGUUUUUCCGAGACUGACGAGGCCAGCAAUAUAUCGAACCUUGCUGUUUGUAAAUUCAUGUCAUG